Drosophila hydei is the source of this 1906-nucleotide messenger RNA. RefSeq lists its product as uncharacterized. The coding region runs from base 74 to 1882 and encodes 602 amino acids. The transcript is spliced from 2 exons. The record is from RefSeq and is a predicted model, not a curated record. NCBI's taxonomy places the organism in Eukaryota, Metazoa, Arthropoda, Insecta, Diptera, Drosophilidae.
CUUCAUGCGAGACAAAAAUGUGCGCGCAGCUAACUUCACGGCAGUCAAAAACGUAAAUAAAAAAUGGUAAACAAUGGAAGUCAGUGACGAUAAAGUUUCUGUUUUGGAUGAACAGCUGUUUUCAAGCCUAAAAAGCAGUAUAACGAAGCCCAAUAAUAAUGGCCAGCAAAUGGAGGUGGAGAAUUUGGAAAUAGAGCUAAAGACUCCAGUCGAAAAUCCCGCGGAUAGUUACGCCGAUCCUCUUCAAGAAUCAACUGCGUUGCCAUUAAAUUUUUCGUGGCGCUUUAGUGAUGAAGAUAUUCUACUUAAUGAUAAUGAGCAGUUGCCUGAGACGGUCCUAUUGAAUCCAUCCAAAGGUCGCACCAAGCGCGGCCGGCCCUCAAGCAGCAACACCAGAUUCCAUUCUAGCAAUGGCCAUAUCUGGAACUCUGAACGUGAUAUGCAGACUCCUCUUCAGGAAAAAUUGUUGGUGCCCAAGCACCAGGCGUGUGGCAAAGGUCCUGCAAAAUUAGUCUCCAAUGCUGUAGAGUCCUGGAUGAUGUUGUUCGAUGAUGAGAUGCUGCGCAUGCUCUUGCGGCUGCUCAAUGAUCAGAUUCGACAGCGACGUUCGCGAAAUCCUCCAGAGCGCUUUGUAGAUCUCGUAGAGCUCCGUUCCUGGAUGGGUUUGAGCUAUUUGUGUGGCGUCUUUCGUAAUGCACAGUACAAUGGACCAUUAGAGGAGCUGUGGACGCUGGAGUUGGGAAAUGCAAUAUUUCGUGCCACAAUGUCGCUGACGCGCUUCGAGUUUAUUACAAAUUGCCUUAGCCACCUGGGGGAGAGCAGCUGGAAUGAUGCACUGCGUCUGUGGCAAAAGCUGCUGAUUAAUUGUCGCUCCUAUUACGGACCCAGUGGUUGGCUUUGUGUGGAUGAGCAGGUUCUUCCAGAUCAUUUAUUUUUGAGCUUAUGCUGCGAUGCCAAGACGCUCUUUAUGACUAAUGCAAUAAUUAAUAAAACGGAGACGAAACACAGCAAGGAUCUGAUACAGCUCAUCUGCGAUUACAAGACCACUGGUCGUAAUAUUACACUGGGGACGCGCUACGCUAGCUUCAGCCAAUGCGAGCAAUUGUUGGAGUGCAAUUUGAGCAGUCUUUGUACGCUGCCCUCCACUUCGCUAGACUAUCCAAAAGCCUGGUCUGGUGGAGCACUGUCAAACGGCGCAAUGAAGCUGACCCAACACUCAGGAGUCGCGUUGCUCGUGUGUGGCUUGAAUAGCCAACUGAACGCCUUACAAACACACCUGCACACUUCCGAAACCUGCGUAGAAUUCCAUGAGCUCGCCAAUAGAUACAGCACUUCAUUGUCUAUGCCGGCUCGAACUAAGCCCGAUGUGUUCCUGCAGCUGCUCCAUUUGAUGCUCAAUGUGUCGGCUGUCAAUUCUUGGAUAUUACUGCGGCUGGCACCUACCGGCAACAGCAAUAUAGAUCAACGCGACUUUCAACGGCAGCUGGGACUCUUUUUAACGCAGCAGCGUUUACAACGUCGCCUGCAUCGUCAAUCGACGGCAACAACACUCGCAAUGCGUUUGCAAAUUUGUGAAAUUUUGGGCCAGUCCAGCCAGAGACUGUUAAGUGAGGCCGCUAUUGAGGCCAACCAAUCGAAUGGAGUUGGUGUCAUUAGCUUGUCCCACUGCAUGUUGCCUAAAGGCGUCGCCUUGGUCAGUCGUUAUGGGGACAAGCAUCGUCGUUGCAAGCCUUGCGCUCGCAACAAGCGCGAAAUUAAAGCGAGAUCGCGUUGCCAACAGUGCCAGGCGCAUCGUUGCGGCAAUCAUCUAAUCUCACGGUGCUAUGAGUGCAUGGGCCUGACGACCGCCCAGCUACCCGAGGGCAACAUACGAGAUUCUUAAAAAUUGAACAAGAUAUUUAUUAGC